GCCGCUAGAGGCAGCAGCGCCAAGCACCCAGUUUUGCUGCUACUGCUGCGAUUCCCACUUCCUCAUCAUUGCAAAAGCAACUUGAGCGCUCAGCAAGCGCUCUGCUGAGACGUUCACAAAGUCCGUAGCUCUUCGUCCGCGCUGCCUCUCCGGAAAGCCUGCGCUUGGCGGGCUACGUAGAUCGACAGGGAGCAAGCAGCCCAGCACUAGAUUGACGGCCAGGAGGACUUUGCUUCCAACUUCUGCACAGCGAUGUCCAAGCCGCCACCUAAACCAGCCAAGCCAGGACAAGUCAAAGUUUUUAGAGCCCUGUAUACAUUUGAACCCAGAACUCCAGAUGAGCUGUAUUUUGAAGAAGGGGAUGUUAUCUACAUUUCGGAUAUGAGUGACACAAAUUGGUGGAAGGGAACCUGUAAAGGAAGAACUGGACUAAUCCCCAGCAACUAUGUGGCUGAGCAAGCAGAAUCCAUUGACAACCCACUACAUGAAGCUGCUAAGAGAGGAAACCUGAGCUGGUUGAGGGAAUGUUUGGAUAACAGAGUUGGUGUCAAUGGUUUAGACAAAGCUGGAAGCACAGCCUUGUACUGGGCAUGCCACGGUGGACACAAAGAUAUAGUGGAAGUGUUGUUGACGCAACCAAAUGUAGAACUAAACCAACAGAACAAACUGGGAGACACAGCUUUGCAUGCUGCUGCAUGGAAGGGUUAUGCAGAUAUUGUAGAAACACUGCUGGCAAAAGGUGCUAGAACAGAUUUAAGAAAUAAUGAGAAGAAAUUGGCUCUGGACAUGGCUACUAAUGCAGCGUGUGCUUCCCUGCUUAAAAAGAAACAAGGGCAAGACAUAAUGCGAACAUUAAGCAAUGCGGAGGAAUAUCUUGAUGAAGAAGACUCCGAUUGAACUGCGUUAAUACUGUCUAAAAACUUCCUGCUUCACAUGCCUCAACCUUUCUCAAAUCCUUUCUCUGACUACAAAAAGUGCACUUUUCAUAUGCACACAGUAAUGAAAUAUCCUUUCCACAGGGUCAAAAUCUGCCUCCUUCCCCAGUAUUAAGGUCCAUAAAAGGUCUAGUUGCUUUUAAAUCGUGUAUGAUGGGUAUUCCCAUCAGUUCCCAUCACACUGGAAAGAGUCUUGUCUUCUUUAAAAAGGGGAUAAUAUCUGGGAUACACCAUCAUAAGCCUUGAUGCAGGGCAGCCAUUUUUAAUGUUAUGCCAUAAAAGUUAUAUUUUAUUUUAGAGAGAGAAACAUCUCAGGGGUUGUUUUUUCCCCCAUAGCAUAUAUUCACCUGUGUGUAUGUGAAUUGUGUGUCUGUGUCUGUGUACAUAUAUACAUCUACAUACAAUAUAUAUACACACAUGGGUAUUUAUAUAUGUUUGUGUCUAAGCUGGUUCCAUGCAUGUGCACUGGGAGCCCAAACUCAAGGCAGGGAAGGAAAAUAUUUUAUGUUGGGAACAUACCCUUAAGCGGACUGGAGUUGAAUAGAUAUUCCAGUUUCCCACAAACUGGCUCUGGACAUGACUGUUGUAUGCAUAUUUUCUGUUGUUGCCUGGGCUCCUGCUGGGAGGAAGGGUGGGAUAUAAAUCAAAUAAUAAAUUAAGUAAAUAAAUAAAUUAACCACAGCAGUAGAUUGCAAAUCUAGUCUUGAGCAGAUACAGGGAGUGAGUAGCACUGAAUGAGAGAAGGGAGCUAGACCUGCUGCAUUAGCCAACGCAGGAAGCCCCAAAUCCCUCUGUUGGCCACUCCACCAUGCUUAGAGGAUCCCUUUGGAAUGACUGUAGGGGAAAACAAAACUCUGAAACAAAGAAUGUUCCAUCUAAGCCCAACUCCAUCCCCUGCUGCAGUCACACUGAGUGAAGGAUAGCAUCUCUUUUCCUCUGAAAUGACUGAGAGUGCAGGAUAGAUUUCUCCCACGACUCAUCUCUCUCUCUCCCCCUGCCAUUCCCUGUCCCCAUGAACUUUUAAAAUUCCUGCUAUAUGCAGGGGUGUGUGUAUGAUUUUAAAAUUUGCAUUUUACUGGAUGGGAGAUGAUGUUAUCUCGCCCAUUAAUCUUGACUUCCCUGUUUUAUGGCUCAUUUCUAAGGACUUAGGCAGUAUUCCUCUUAAAGUAAGAACUUAGGCCAUCUUCAUGUGCACGCACAUAACUGUAUUAUAAUCAGCAGCCAUGCUAACCAGCUGUUGAGAGGAAAGUGGAAUGAGGUAAGGACUUUAUAUUCAUAUAUCCAGCCCCUUGUUUCCUUUUCCUACAAACGCUUUCUGCACACAGCCCCAGCAGCUGUUUCAAGAGAAGAUGCACAAGUUUUCAUUCACAAGGUUCCACAUCCCAUGAGGCAUAAGUGUACAGAAGCCAGCUUCGGUAUUGGGUUUGCCACCCAGUCCAAUCAGGGAAUUUAUAUAGAGAAGGAACUGAUUCUCUUACUCAAAAGGAUUGCAUUGUGCUUUUCAUAUCUGUAGCAUGGAAGCGGGGAGUGCUUUUCUCACUUUAUGCUCCUUGGCUUCUUUUUCUCUGUCAAAAAUUCUUGUUCUUUUUAUAUGUAUGUGUGUGUGUGUUUCCCCCUAAAGUAUUUCACCUCAACACCUGAUGCAUUUCUAGAAUCAUUUAUUGGUGGUAAACCAGAAACCAAAAGUAUCUUCAGAAAUAAUAUUGAAUAAAUAUUUUAAAUGCUUUGAAA
Messenger RNA from Rhineura floridana, 2666 nucleotides. RefSeq names its product osteoclast stimulating factor 1 (gene OSTF1). The coding region runs from base 253 to 897 and encodes 214 amino acids. Gene Ontology annotation, molecular function: protein binding. NCBI's taxonomy places the organism in Eukaryota, Metazoa, Chordata, Lepidosauria, Squamata, Rhineuridae. Gene Ontology annotation, biological process: signal transduction. The transcript has 10 exons. The record is from RefSeq and is a predicted model, not a curated record.